Molecule: messenger RNA, 1677 nt
Organism: Xiphophorus couchianus (Monterrey platyfish)
Lineage: Eukaryota; Metazoa; Chordata; Actinopteri; Cyprinodontiformes; Poeciliidae
Product: gastrula zinc finger protein XlCGF57.1-like
Exons: 4
Coding region: 71-1528 (485 amino acids)
Biological process (GO): embryo development; regulation of transcription by RNA polymerase II
Cellular component (GO): nucleus
Molecular function (GO): RNA polymerase II cis-regulatory region sequence-specific DNA binding; DNA-binding transcription factor activity, RNA polymerase II-specific
Source: RefSeq, a predicted model, not a curated record
GCUCCUCUUAGAAAGUAGUUUUGAAACAGGUUUGGUGUUUUCGGUAAAUAUUUCCGUGUUUUCAGUGAAAAUGUCUUCAGUUCCGCCUCAGAGAGAGUUUAUCAACGAGCAGGUAACUCCUGCUGGAGAAACAUUCACAGAGUUUAAAGAAAUCAACGUUAAGAUGGAGGAAGAGAUGGAGGAUCAGCGCAGACUGAUGGAUUUUACCCGGAUACCGAGGAUCAUCUUACACCGGAUAGAUCUCCCACAGUGCUGGGUGUGUAAAGAGGAGGAGGUUCUCAAUGAAUUCAGCAACCAGGAGAGGAAGCCCACUUCAGGUAAAGAAGAACCAGAACAUCAAGAGUUCAAAGAGGAAGAGAAGCAACUCUGCAUCAGUCAGGAUGAAGAGCAGCUUGUGCUGAAACAAGAGACUGAUGACAUUUUGGUGAAUCCUCUUAAUGUGCAAAGAAUCCACAAUGAAACAGAACCACAGAGGAACCAACUCAUCUCUCAUGGCUCUGCUGAGGAUGAGAACCAGGAUCAAGAAGGAAGCAAUUCUGAGGACUCAGGAGAAAAGAGAGAUGAAGAACAGAAACACAACAAAAGAUGCCAGAAAGAUCUCCCACAAUGUUGUGUGUGUAAAGAGGAGGAGGUUCUCAAUGAAACAGAACCACAGAGGAACCAACUCAUCUCUCAUGGCUCUGCAGAAACUCAGAACCAGAAUCAGGAAGGAAUCAAUUCUGAACACCCAGUAAAAAAGAGAAAGGAAGAACAAAAACAAAAGGAGAAAUAUGAGAAAACCAAAGAGCAGAAAGGCAGAACUGACACUGCAAAACAAAAAAAGCACAAGAAAGCUCACGCAGGGCAAAAAUUAUAUUCUUGUAAAAUUUGUGAUGAAACCUUUUCUCAAAAAGAUAUCUUGCUGAGACACAUAAGAAUUCACAAAGAUGAGCGGCCUUUUUCUUGUGGGACCUGUGGAAAGAGUUACAGUGAAAGAAGGACUUUAACUCGGCACAUGAAAAUUCACACAGGUGAGAAGCCUUUCUAUUGUGGGUCUUGUGGAAGAAGUUUCUCUUGCAAAGAUUAUUUAAAUGUUCAUAUGAAAAUUCACAAUGGUGAGAGGCCUUUCUCUUGUGGGUCUUGUGGAAGAGGUUUCUCCCUAAAAACUCAUUUAAAUGCUCAUAUGAAAGUUCACACAGGUGAUAAGCCUUUCUCUUGUGGGAUCUGUGGAAAGAGUUACAGUGAAAAAGGGACUUUAACUCAUCACAUGAGAAUUCACACAGGUGAGAAGCCUUUCUCUUGUGGGUCGUGUGGAAAACGUUUCUCUCAAAAAUGUAAUUUAAAUGUUCACAUGAGAAUUCACACAGGUGAGAAGCCCUUCUCAUGUGAGACCUGUGGAAAGACUUACAGUGAACGAGGGACUUUAACUCAUCACAUGAGAAUUCACACAGGUGAGAAGCCUUUCUCUUGUGGGAGCUGUGGAAAAAGUUACAGUAAGAGAAGUUAUUUAUCUCGUCACAUGAAGACUCACUCUGAUGAGAAUCCAUAGGUCCAAAACAGAUCCGAUCCAAUUUGGCAUCUAAUCUUAUGGAAAAUCUGGUCAGGUGAUGUAAACAGCAAGUUGAACAUAUUAAAGUCAACAGAUUCUUGCAGGCUGCUAGUGAUUCACUGUGAUUGUGUCUUUCACUGUCUGACCAA